This is a messenger RNA of Cyprinodon variegatus (sheepshead minnow), 3332 nucleotides long. RefSeq names its product Rho guanine nucleotide exchange factor 26 (gene arhgef26). NCBI's taxonomy places the organism in Eukaryota, Metazoa, Chordata, Actinopteri, Cyprinodontiformes, Cyprinodontidae. The record is from RefSeq and is a predicted model, not a curated record. The coding region runs from base 261 to 3164 and encodes 967 amino acids. Gene Ontology annotation, molecular function: guanyl-nucleotide exchange factor activity; protein binding. The transcript has 15 exons. Gene Ontology annotation, biological process: activation of GTPase activity.
UGAACAGGCGCGCUGGAAACUGAGCUUCCCGGAUUCUUCCUCUGAUCAGUUAAACUUUUAAAACUUUGGAGAAGAUCCGUGUUGAAGAAUAAUUAGGAAUUCUUUGAUAUCCCCUCCUUGGUGUUUCAAUGAGCACAGGUACAAUGGGCGCAUUCUGUACCAGAUCGGUAGAGUAGAGGGUUAAAAUCCUCUCUCUAUUGCUUUUCUUGCACGGAGACCUGAGAGUUUCACCACUGUUAGUGGAAAUAAGAUACACAGCCAUGGAUUUGGGUAAUGAUGUAGAUUUGUCCAACAAUAACAUCACACCUUUGUGGAAGCGACGCACAGACAACAGUAAAGGUUCCCAGGAUCUGAGCAAACCCAAGCCAAGACCCCUGAGCUACCAUGUAAAUGGGGUCACAACUGCAGACAUCCCUGUGGAUGAAGACAAAUGUUCCUGGACUUUGAGCCAGCCAGCUGAGCGACUGCCUGUCACACCCCAACCAAAGGCAAAUGGCAUGGCGUUAAAACAUGUUUUACACAAACCCUCUAAGAAAAGCAGAAUUGUUCGCAGCAUUAGCAUUGGCCGCUUGUACAAUAAACACUUCUUAUUGUCCAAGUAUAAGUCCGAGGACAACAGAUCUUCACUGGAUAACAGAGUGUGUAAUUUUGAUAGUGACAGACGGAAAACACUGGGUGGAGAAAGUGUGAUCUCUGAAAAUAAUCACCAGGAGAUGCAGAUAUCUACCAGUAGUUCUCUUGAUCUGGGCUUGGAGAAAGAACUUUUCAGUUCUGGGACAGCUAUACCCUCACCUGAAACUCCUACCCACAACAGUUCUUCACACAUUAAUUCUCCACACACAACUUCUAAUGACAAUGAACUGUCCUCACUAUCAUCCACACCUACAUUUCCUGGUACCCUAACCCCCUCUCGCAGCUCCACUUCAAGCACCCCAUCACUUUCUUCUUUAACCUCGUCUGACCUUUCCACCCCUCGCUCCCCAUCACCAGUUGAAGGAGGGAUUUCAUUGCCCAGCCAGACUCAGACGACCUCAUCGACAUCAUCACAAGACAUCCAGCCUGCUUCCCCCUCUUCCUCUGUCUCCUCUACAUCACCAUUUCUCUCCCCAACCCCUCCUUCUCCUUCCAUGGUCCUUAGUACCAACAGUCCGGCUGCCCUGAAGAUGGGCACCCAGCAGCUCAUUCCCAAAGGAUUGGUAUCAGACUCACGACAAAUCAAGCCGCCUUCCACUGGGAUGCAACGGCUGGGUCUGGACCAUCCCAAACGAGCUUUGAAAGUCCUCAGCAUGGUGGAAGCAGGAGGCUACUUUUCUACCGGUGGGGGGCACACUGAAGAGGGAGAGAGAGAGAAUGACAGCCCGGGGGCAUUACGGAGAGGUUUGAGGAGUACAUCUUACAGGAGGGCAGUAGUGAGUGGAGUUGACACAGAUGUUCCCUCAGUGGAUCUAAGGAACCUUCUGCUGCCCCAGCCUGUUAUCAGAGUGGUCGAUUCAACCGCUACCUCAACACAUUCUGCCACUUUAAGCCCAGAAAGUCCUGGAAUACCUAAAGCUGCCAGCCCCAGGAUUUCAAAGUCUCUUAGUUCUCAGAUGGAUAAAUCUAAAAGCAACAAGAAAAACAAGAUACCAGAUAGGAAGACAUUGGUAUCACAGCGCACUUUUGAUAGUGAAGAAGAGGAACUUUACCAAAACUACAAGGAGAAAGCUCUUCAUAAUGACUCAGAUGAGGACGCUGAUUCAAGGCGACCAAAGCCUGAUAGGGGCAUCGUCAUGCAGUACAAACCUAUACGUACCUCCUGGAGCCAACUCAGCUUGGUAAAGAAAAGUGGUGCAUCCGAACAGCUGAGUCAGGAGGAACGCAAAAGACAAGAGGCUAUUUUUGAACUGAUCUCCUCGGAGCACUCCUACCUCCACAGUUUGGAGAUUCUUAUUCGUUUGUUCAAAAACUCUCCAGAGCUUAGUGAAGUGAUGACCAAGACUGACCACCAUCACCUCUUCUCCAACAUCUCAGAUGUCUAUGAGGCCAGCAAAAAGUUCUUUAAGGAGCUGGAGGAGAGACAUCACCAGAACAUUGUCAUAGAUGAUAUCAGCGACAUUGUUUGCAGGCACACUGAGUCAAACUUCGACCCAUAUGUCACGUACUGCUCCAACGAGGUCUAUCAGCAAAGGACUCUGCAAAGGCUUCUUGGUUCUAGGAAUACAGUAUUUAAGGAGGUGCUAACCAAGUUAGAGGGCCACCCAGACUGCAGGAACCUCCCCAUGAUCUCCUUCCUCAUCCUGCCCAUGCAGAGGAUCACUCGUCUGCCUCUGCUCAUGGAUACCAUCUGUCAAAAGACCUUAAAAGACUCAGCACACUAUGAAUCAUGCAAGAAAGCACUGCAGGCUGUGAGCAAGGUUGUGCGGAAGUGCAAUGAGGGAGCUCGCAAAAUGGAGAGAACAGAGAUGAUGUACACCAUCAAUUCUCAGCUGGAUUUCAAGAUUAAGUCUUUCCCGCUGGUCUCAUCCUCCAGGUGGUUGGUAAAAAGAGGUGAGCUGACUGAAUUUGCAGAAGACGCGGGGCUCUUCACAAAGAGGAAAUCCCGACAGCAGGUCUAUUUCUUCCUCUUCAAUGAUGUGCUCAUCAUCACCAAAAAAAAAGGUGAGGACAGUUACAUCGUGACAGACUACGCCCUGAGGCAUCAGAUCCAGGUGGGAAACAGUAAGCCGGAGGAUGUCAACCUUUCCCCGUUGAAAAGUCCCACCAGCAUGCUGGUCUCACGUCAGGUCAACGCAAACUAUCUCUUUCGGCUGAGUUUCCAUAGCAACCACUCCCGUGAAAAGGUGGUGAGGAUCCUUGGAACAGAGUUACAGAAUGAGCGUGCACGGUGGAUCAGUUCUCUGGGCAAGAAUGACAACGAUGAAAGACUGCAUGACAGAACCAAUGUUAUCCAGGUGGAGGUGAUAAGAACUUACACGGCAAAACAACCAGAUGAGCUGUCUCUGCAAGUGGCUGAUGUGGUGUUGGUUUCCCAACAUGUCGACGGAUGGUACGAAGGGGAGCGGCUGCGCGAUGGAGAGACUGGGUGGUUUCCUGCAGAGUGCGCCGAAAAGAUCACAUGUCAGGCCACCAUUGAACGGAACAUGCAGAGGAUGGAUCGGCUGCAGGGGCUGGAGACCAACGUGUGAUGGAACCAUGAACAAGAGGGAUGUGUUUUUUUCCCCCCAAUGAUGAUAAAGACACUCUGAACUCUUUAAACACUGAAUGAACGGCAUCGGUUACAGAUGUACUAUUCAGUAUUUACUAAACACUGAGCACCUGUCUGAGUUUUAGACUGUUUAGCAUCAACACAGCAG